Alosa sapidissima (American shad) is the source of this 1278-nucleotide messenger RNA. RefSeq lists its product as uncharacterized. The coding region runs from base 496 to 1176 and encodes 226 amino acids. The transcript is spliced from 3 exons. The record is from RefSeq and is a predicted model, not a curated record. NCBI's taxonomy places the organism in Eukaryota, Metazoa, Chordata, Actinopteri, Clupeiformes, Clupeidae.
GCAAGUUUGACUCACACUCAACCAGACCAGUCAGACCAUUUGCAAGUCCUAUGAUAGGAGCCCACGCUAUUUCAUUGAGCACUUCGCAUAGCUCUCUUGAUGAACGCAAGAUUUGGAAGACCAAUGCGCCGUGUGUGGAAUCAGUAGAGUGUAUAGAGCUGGGGAUAAUCGAGGCGAUUAGCGUGUUCUCUGUUGGGACUUUAACGCUUGAUUUGCAAAAGAGAAAGGGGUUCGGUUAACCAAACGGGAGUGAAUUGGAACAGCUGAAACUCCAUCGAUCGAGGCGAACACAGCCAGAUAGUCAACCCAGCAGGGUGGACACACAUUGGCUUUCGUUUGAUUGUAAGAUUUCAGUGGAGGGAGGUAUUGCUGUACUUCAGGAGACAAGAGUGAAAAGGUGGCCCAGGAGUAGGAGAGGGGCAGAAGAGCUCGGCCAACCAAAGAAGUGACCAGCACCGCGACCGAGUUUGGGUCUUCUCUGCCAGUCGAGCCGCCAUGUCGUUGACCUCGUUCCACAUCAUGCAGACGCUGAAGAACUCGCCGGCGGCCAUCCGACGCAAGUUCCGGCGUGACCGCAUCGAGAGCCUCUCGCAUGGUGACCCCAUCUUCAAGGCUCACUACCUGGGCACCAAGAAGAUCUUCUCGCUGGACCUGGAGCAGGCCGAAGACGCCAUCGAGCGCCUUCUGGGCGAUGCGCCGGCCCCGGGCAAGCUGGGCAAGGACCACGCCCUGGUGGUGCGCCCGCGCUACGUGGAGGUGAAGGAGCUCAGCACGGGCCGGCAGCUGACCAAGACCUACCUGCAGGACAUCGCCUACUGUGCCUCGCACACCACCCGGCCCAACGUCUUCCUCUACAUCUGCCGGCAGCCCGGUCAGCAGCUGCAGUGCCGCGUCUUCUGGUGUAGCCGGGCCGAGAGGGCCAAGGACAUGACGGCCUGCCUGGCGCGCUCCUUCCAGAGGGCCCUCAACGACUGGCAGGACGGGGGUAGUGCCACACUUCCGCAGCCCGAGACGCGGGCAAAAGAGGACGAGGUGCCGUCGUCACCCAAUUCAACCAAAGGCUCGACUCUACCAGCCAGUCUUGGGAAAGUUCGCUGGAAGAGGAGAGGAUCAGUGUCGCGCAGCCCCCUCAGAGCCAUCACCCGGAGAGGCUCCGCUAGCGACAGCUGGCACUGAGACGUCCAGAAGGCCCAGGGGCAAACUUCCAUGACAGACUGCCGACUGGUUCAUUUUUCGUCCCCCUCUUUUGUAGGUGGCAGUGUUUUAGGGGGAGGUUGG